This is a messenger RNA of Coniosporium apollinis CBS 100218, 1122 nucleotides long. RefSeq lists its product as uncharacterized. Bases 1 to 1122 code for a protein of 373 amino acids. The transcript has 3 exons. The record is from RefSeq and is a predicted model, not a curated record. Lineage: Eukaryota; Fungi; Ascomycota; Dothideomycetes.
AUGGGCGGCAAAGCGUUUCCAAAGCUUCAUGUUCCGCGCAUGCCACCAGCUGAGUAUCUGAAAGUUCGCGACAAAUCCAUCAAGACUGUUCGAAAAUUCUUCAGACACGUCGUAUGUCCUCCCGGGUCUCCCGAAAAGAUCGAUCAUGGGGAUGUGGACCUACUUGUAUGUGAUCCGACCUCCAGCUACGCGCCAGAGAGGCUGGAGAAAGCAUUGGGAGCGGUCGCGAACACAGGGAAUUCACAGAUAACAUCCUUCGCCAUUCCUGUCGAUAAAAGUAGCAAGGACGCUUUUGCUCAAGUGGAUAUUCAUGUGUGCGAAACGGAAUACCUUGAUUGGGAACUUUGGAUGGGCGCAUAUGGCGAUUUAUCUCAGAUCAUUGCAUUCAUCAUCCAGCCUGCAAGGCAGUUUCUUGGUCUCGAUGAGAAGAGAUACCAAGCCGGGUUCAGGACUUUGCAGGAAAUGUUUGUCUGGUCCUCAGAGUGCAAGUGCCUCCAGGAGCCGAUGAGAGACCGUGGUAUCGACCGAGGUCGUCCAGUCUUCAAGGCAUUCCUGAACUGGGCUGCUUCCAAUCUCAAGGCUCCCAAGGAACCAAUUCUUAGAAAUCAAAUCCCUCGUCUAGCGAUCUUCGUGUUCGGUGUGCAGAAGCAAUACGACACAUUGGUUGCAAGAGAUCGAAAACUAAGCACUAUCGAAUCAGCUGUCCUCAAGAGCUACGGAGGUCGGCUCAACACAAUGAUCUCAGAAUUAGCAAGAUGGGCGCCGCUCGAAAAAGGUGGUUAUGCGCUGCUCCGACCUUCAAACGAGGCACACAUGCACAUGGACAUCAAUGCGAAUGACUGGCUCGAUGAGAUGAAUGAAGAUCGUCUUGAGCAGCUUAUAGUCUGGAUAAGAGAUAAUAUGGCCGAGAUCAAGCGCAGGGAGAAGUUCUGGGACUCUGAACAGAAGCUCGUCAAUGCUCUGCAGGAGCUCCCAACACCAAAGAGACAAGUCUUCCAGGAAUUCGAGUUCACCUCCGAGCGAUUCACGAAGGAGUUGUUGAUAUGCCGGAUUCUUGCACUAUUCAAUCGAGACGAAGAACUACUCAGACAGCACUCUACCGAGAAAAUCGGAGCUGAUUGA